GCUGCAUGCCCAGUACUAGUAGCAAAUGGAACUCACCGAAGAACAACAACGACAAGUUGAAGCGAACCGCGCAGCGGCGAUCGCAAAACGCAAAGCGUUCUUAGAAUCCAGAGCGCAACAACAAGAACAAUCUCAUCGUGAAGGAGAAAACAUUCCCAACCCCAAUCCAUGGCACCUUUUCAAGUGCCAAAAGUUCCCUAAACCCCAACCCCCAAAGUUCCUCGCCAGACUCGAAAUAUGCUCCCCCGAUUCCUUCUCCGUCACACCCAUGCCGCUUCCUCCAUUUCCCUUCCCCGGUCACCACCAUUGUCUCUCCACUCUCAACUCCAUUCUCUCACAGGUGAUGCUUUCGCACUUCACACAGACCAGCGGAGGGGUGAAGGUCUGUGUGUUCAAGCUGACGGAGUACCACGCUGUGGUCAGACAGUUGAAGGCGGAGGCGGAGGCGCUGCAGGUGGAGGAGAUCCCCUGGGCGACGUUCAACGUGGUGGAGCGUCUCUCGCAUUCGGUAGCUGCUGGGCGGUGGACGCCGGUGCGGCCGGAGCACUUUCCCGACGAGGAGGUUGAGCGUCUGAUCGCGAAACUCCCAAGGACUCUCCUGGACGUGUUGCUCCCUUUCCAGCAUGACGGACUGCGGUUCGCGUUGAGAAGAGGCGCGCGGUGUCUCAUUGCCGAUGAUAUGGGCCUCGGGAAAACGCUCCAGGCUAUUGCUAUUGCGGGGUGUUUUCUGGAUGAAGGGUCUAUACUCGUGGUUUGUCCUGCUGUGUUGCGGUUCACGUGGGCGGAGGAAUUGGAGCGCUGGCUUCCUUUCUGUUUGCCGGCUGAUAUACAUCUCGUUUUUGGCCAUCAAGACAACCCUAUAUAUUUAACAAGAAAACCUAGAGUUGUGGUUAUUUCUUAUACCAUGCUUCAUCGUCUAAGAAAGAACAUGCUUGAACUUCAAUGGGCUCUUCUGAUUGUUGAUGAAUCACAUCAUGUGCGAUGUACGAAGAAAACAGAACCAGGAGAGAUACAGGCUGUUCUUGAUGUGGCUUCAAAAGUCAAUCGUAUAGUUCUGCUAUCAGGGACGCCUUCUCUGUCAAGACCGUACGACAUAUAUAACCAGAUAAAUAUUCUAUGGCCUGGUUUGCUGGGGAAGACUAAAUACGAAUUUGCAAAAACUUAUUGCGAUUUCAAAUAUAUCAAAGGCAAUCAAGGAAAAUAUUUUGCGGAUUAUUCAAAGGGUGUGCGCUUGGAAGAGUUAAAUGUGUUACUAAAGCAAACUGUUAUGAUAAGGCGUCUGAAGGAACAUGUGAUGCUACAGUUACCUCCGAAACGUCGGCAAAUUAUAAGACUGUUGAUAAAGAGAUCGGAUAUAGUUGCUGCUAAAACUGCAAUCGGGGCAUUAAGUAUUGAUGCCACUGAAAGGGAAAGUGAAGACAUAGCUUUUGAAAAUUUGGAUGAAACUGAUGGCAAGCUUUCUUAUCAGGAACUUGGAAUUGCAAAGCUUUCUGGUUUUCGUGAAUGGCUUGCCCUCCAUCCAAUUGUUGCAGGAUCAGAGAAUGCUUCAAAAAUGAUAAUUUUUGCUCAUCACCACAAAGUUCUUGAUGGAGUACAGGAGUUUGUAUGUGAGAAAGGUAUAAAUUUUGUGCGAAUUGAUGGAAAUACUCUUGCCAGAGAUAGGCAAUCCGCAGUAGUCUCAUUUCGGUCGUCACCAGAGGUUAAAAUUGCAAUAAUAGGUAUUCUAGCAGCAGGUUUUGGACUUGAUUUCUCAACAGCACAACAUGUAGUGUUCUUGGAGCUACCACAAAGCCCAACUCUAAUGCUCCAGGCUGAGGAUAGAGCUCAUCGUCGAGGACAAACAAAUGCAGUUAAUGUUUACAUAUUCUGUGCUAAGGAUACCUUGGAUGAAUCACAUUGGAAAAAUUUAAACAAAAGUUUGCAACGAGUUUCAUGUACAACUGAUGGCAAAUAUGAUGCGAAGAAAGAGAUAGAGGUUGAAGGUAUUUCUUAUUUAGAUUCAUCUUUUAAAAGAGAUAACUGUGAAGAGCAAUCCACAUGCAAAGAUGCAGUAGGGGAAACACAAUUGGAUUUGCAACCUUCUGCGGUAAAUUCAAAUGAACCAGAAGCAAAUAAAGAUGAUAAAUCUGGGGAGGGAACUUCUUUUCUUAACAAGUCAAUUCAAAGUUUUAAUGUUUUGGCUGAUGAUGUCUCCUGCCAAGAUUUAGGCACAGCUUCAGUUCUGGAUGGAAAUUGUGAUGCUGAUGUUUUUGAAGACGUGGAGAGAUAUCCUGGAAAGAGUUUAGAAGACACACAUCCAUUGCAGGAUAUGAAAACUGUUUCAACAACAGAAGCAGAUGAUAACCAGUCUGCUCAGGUGGUUGAAGCCGAUAGUCAUUGUUCUAGUCAAGUUGAUUUUCUGCGAUUUGAGGUGAGCCCAUACACCGGAAGGAUCCACUUGUAUACUUGCAUUUUGGGUACUGAUAAAAGACCACAGCCACUUUAUGAAAAUUUUCGACCAGAAGAACUUGAGUUAUUGUGUCCUGUUGCUCCUGAGGAGAAACAGGUUCAUAAUGAAAAACAAAAAAUAGAGUUUGUAUCUGUUAAGGACAACCCUUCCUAUAGGCAUGUUCUUCUAGCUUUUGUGGAAGAAUGGAAGAACUUAAGGUCAAUUGAACGCCGGAAAUUAAUUGGAAAACCGUUGCAACUUCCUUUGGCUGUUGAAUUAUGCUAUUUGAGUGAAAGCAUCAACUACAACAACAAUGGAUUAUUAAAUGGUGGAAGUAAAAGGCGCAAGACACCCAUAAUAGAGGUUAGCUAUCCUUUACCACCAGAUGCAGUUUGGAAGAAGGUUUAUCUACGGAGUGGGCUCGGUAAGAAGGAAAGAGAAUAUACUCAAGGGUGGAGUGAGACAGAUGAGCCACUCUGUAAGCUUUGUCAAAAGCAGUGCAAGGGUAAGAAUGCCAAGGGACCUGAAUUUCUAGAAGAUCUUUUUUGUAACCUUGUGUGCUAUGAGGAGUAUCGAAUGAGAACUAGCAGCCGAUUCCUCCGUGAGGAACUUUUCAAAAUUGAGCAUGGUGUGUGCACAAACUGCCAAUUGGACUGCCAUAAGCUUGUUAAGGAUACAAGACCUUUGUCAUUGGAAAGGCGGCGAGAAUUUAUACAAAAAAUAGCACCAAAUGUUGCUAAGCGGAAGAACAUGUUUGAGAAGCUUGUUAAUGAACCAACUGAAGGAAAUGCAUGGCAUGCUGAUCAUAUUGUUCCAGUAUAUCAAGGAGGAGGGGAAUGCAAGCUAGAGAAUAUGCGGACUCUUUGUGUGGCCUGCCAUUAUGAUGUGACUGCUGCACAAUGUGCUGAACGAUCUAAAGCAAGAGCGAAUGCCAAGAAAAAACUCAAAGAGUUAAUGGGCAGUAUAAAAAAUGGUGUUAAGUUUUCUGUUAUCACUAAUAUUAAGGAGCAUAGGGCUAUUGAUGAACGAGGGAGUAGUAUAAUCGAGGAUGAGCUUUUAGUGGAGGUUCCUGGAAGUGCCUAUUCCUUAGCAGACAGCUAAUGAAUAGAGAUGCUGCAUCAUGUAAGGGAUUGCAGAGAACUACAGAGAAUUUCCAGCGUCAAUCAUUUAUUUGUAAGAGGAAAAGGUAAAAUUUGGUAGCCUCGUGAUGGAAACUGGAACGGACGUCAGUGGAGUUGGUUUUCCAUGUGGACUUGUUCUGGAAGAAGAGGUGGAGGCAUGAAGGAAGAAUUACUUACAUCAUAACGUCCUAUUUUUCAUUGCACAGUUAGAAAUUCUUUUGAUCAGAUGUAUUGUUGUACAGGUGAAAGGCCAUUACAUUAAGCCUAAGAUAUAGGUAAUUUCUAUCCCAUCAUUGAUUAUGGCCUGCCAAGGUCUUCCUACCAAUUAUUUUGGGGCCGCUUUUGUAUAAUGCAAAGGCAAUGAUCGUUGGAUCAACUACAACAACAUUUUUGACAAAAGUCUUCCUGUAUUUUUCAUGUUGCACCCCUAUAAAUAUGCAAAAUUCUGUUUUGCCCUUUUGUGAAUUAGGAAAUCUAUAUGUUAACAUUGA
Vigna unguiculata (cowpea) is the source of this 4040-nucleotide messenger RNA. Its product is annotated as SNF2 domain-containing protein / helicase domain-containing protein / HNH endonuclease domain-containing protein. NCBI's taxonomy places the organism in Eukaryota, Viridiplantae, Streptophyta, Magnoliopsida, Fabales, Fabaceae. Gene Ontology annotation, cellular component: nuclear replication fork. The record is from RefSeq and is a predicted model, not a curated record. Gene Ontology annotation, molecular function: zinc ion binding; ATP binding; nucleic acid binding. Gene Ontology annotation, biological process: DNA repair; replication fork processing.